Diospyros lotus (date-plum) is the source of this 1212-nucleotide messenger RNA. RefSeq names its product ras-related protein RABF1. The transcript is spliced from 8 exons. Gene Ontology annotation, molecular function: GTPase activity; GTP binding. NCBI's taxonomy places the organism in Eukaryota, Viridiplantae, Streptophyta, Magnoliopsida, Ericales, Ebenaceae. Bases 199 to 801 code for a protein of 200 amino acids. The record is from RefSeq and is a predicted model, not a curated record.
CUCUCUCUCUGCGUUCCGAAGUUAGAAAACUUUAGAGCCAAAACAUUCUCUCUCUCCUCUCUCUCUCUCUCUGUGUGUGUCCACCGUACAAAGAGAGAACCCUCUCUGAGUCUCUUUUCUGCGCUAAAUCGUAGAUUAUUUUUGUUCGUCUGUAUAUUCUUUGUGCUUUCACACUUGCAGGGCGCCCCGGCCUCAGAAAUGGGCUGCGCUCCCUCUGUUCCAGCCAGGACUCCACCGCAGCUGGGCAGGGCUAAUUCCGAGGGCUCUGGAGUGCUCGAUGCCAAGAAUUUACGGGCGAAGCUGGUGCUACUAGGGGAUUCUGGUGUAGGGAAAAGCUGCAUUGUUCUUCGCUUUGUUCGUGGUCAGUUCGACCCAAUAUCAAAGGUAACCGUUGGAGCUUCAUUUUUGACACAAACAAUUGCCUUACAAGAUUCUACAACAGUUAAAUUUGAAAUAUGGGAUACUGCUGGCCAAGAGAGAUAUGCAGCAUUAGCCCCACUUUAUUAUCGAGGUGCUGCAGUUGCAAUUGUUGUGUAUGAUAUAACCAAUCCUGAAUCAUUUGACAAAGCACAGUAUUGGGUCAAGGAACUACAAAAACAUGGGGGCCCUGAUAUAGUCAUGGCUUUGGUGGGUAACAAAGCUGAUCUUCAAGAGAAACGAGAAGUACCAGUUCAGGAUGGCAUUGACUAUGCUGAGAAGAAUGGGAUGUUUUUCAUUGAGACAUCUGCAAAGACAGCAGAUAAUAUAAACGAGCUGUUUGAGGAAAUUGCUAAGCGGCUGCCCCGCCCAUCUCCUUCAUGAGAAUGGUAUAUUUACCUGCUUCUGCUUGUAAUGUUCAUGCGACAUAUAUAAUCCACCCUUAUUCUCUGAAUGAAUUGUAAAGAUCAUGAAGUGUGCAUUAGCCAUGUGGAGUGUAUUUGCCCAUGAUACACAUUAUAUUGCUAGUACCCUCCAUCUAGUUUCAAUAAAUAUUAGGGCUUGUGUCUCCCUGUUGAAAUGUUGAUGCAUGAUCAUGAUGUGCUUCUGUAACUUAACUUCCAUGCUGGAACUUAGAAGGAUAGAAAUUCGACAGAACAAUAGAAUGUCAUGUGUUCAAUACUUAGAUUUGUAUGAAGGGAUUCAUUGUAGCAUCAUCAGUCCCUUUCUGAGCUUUAUCUUGACUUGAAUUUGCAAUAUUACAUAAAUCAUAUAUAUUAUUCUUAUUAUAGUGUA